Lucilia sericata (common green bottle fly) is the source of this 528-nucleotide messenger RNA. RefSeq lists its product as uncharacterized. The transcript has a single exon. Bases 1 to 528 code for a protein of 175 amino acids. Lineage: Eukaryota; Metazoa; Arthropoda; Insecta; Diptera; Calliphoridae. The record is from RefSeq and is a predicted model, not a curated record.
AUGAAUUACUAUAGUCCAGAAGAGGAUAUUAAUCACUCAUUACGUUUAUUUUGGGAAAUUGAAAGAGUCUGUUAUAAAGAACCAUCAUUAACUAAGGAUGAUCAAAGGGCUGAAGAUUAUUAUAGAGCUACUACACUGCGAGACAAAAGAUAUUCAGUGAGAUUGCCUUUCAAACAUAAGCCCGAAUUAGGUAUUUCUUAUAAUGCUGCAUUGAGAAGACUUCAAGCUAUGGAACGUAAGUUUAAAUCUAACGUUAUUUUAAAGGAUUCUUAUUCUGAGUUUAUGAGAGAAUAUCUUAAUAUGGGACAUAUGGAACUUAUUCCAAAAGAUGAGAUAAAUCGCCCUGCUGCCGAAAUAUAUUAUCUACCACACCAUGCUGUGUUAAAAGAUUCUAGUAUUACUACAAAGUUACGUGUUGUUUUUGACGGUUCUAGUAAAACAUCAAAUGGGAAAUCUCUAAAUGAUAAUAUUCUAAAAGGUCCCAUUUUGCAGCAAGAUCUAGUAGCUGUAAUAUUACGAUAUAGAUAA